UCAGUUACACAGAGCGCAGUUGAAUUUGCUGUUAAGGCUGGGCGAGGAGGGAGGCAGAGAAGAACCGCUGCCCGUAGCCGGAUAAACAUCAAGUGUUGUUGGUGCAGGAAGGACAUUGUGGACAGCAGGAAAAACUUGAAGCUGAUGGACAUUGUAUAGGCCAGAGGCAGGGAUGGUCGCCUAUGACCUCAAAGCAAGUGGUAAGAAUAUCUCCAGUUUCGAGGUGGCAGUAGCAGGGUCUGCAUCUGGACUUGUCACUCGAGCGCUCAUCAGUCCCUUGGAUGUCAUCAAGAUUCGUUUCCAGCUUCAGAUUGAGAGCCUCUCUCGGAGUGAUCCGAACGCAAAGUACCAUGGGAUCCUGCAGGCAGUGAAGCAGAUUUUGAAGGAGGAGGGCCCAAAAGCAUUCUGGAAAGGCCACAUGCCAGCUCAGCUUCUCUCUGUAGGCUAUGGAGCUGUCCAAUUUUUGUCAUUUGAGCUGCAGACGGAGUUGGUACACAGAACCAACAUGCCUGAGGCUCACGAGUUCUCAUUGCACUUCCUGUGCGGUGGCCUGUCUGCCUGCGCAGCCACCCUCACUGUGCACCCCAUGGAUGUCCUGCGAACCCGCUUUGCAGCUCAAGGGCUCAGACUGCCACCCCAAACUCACCCAUAUGCACAUGUAUGUGUCCAGGUCUACAAAAGUCUGCGAGCCGCUGUGGUGAGCAUGUAUAGGACCGAAGGCCCCUUGGUCUUCUACAAAGGAUUGAACCCCACCUUGAUAGCCAUCUUUCCCUACGCUGGGUUCCAGUUCUCCUUUUACAGCCUUCUGAAGCAGACAUAUGAAUGGGUCCUGCCAAGCGAAGGAAAGAAAAAUGGGAACUUCAAAAACCUGCUCUGUGGCAGUGGAGCCGGCGCCAUUAGCAAGGUCCUCACGUAUCCCCUGGACCUCUUCAAGAAACGGCUACAGGUCAGAGGGUUCGAGCAUGCCCGAAGCGCCUUCGGCCAGGUUCGCCGGUAUGAUGGCCUGUUGGACUGUGCUAGGAAGGUGCUGCAAGAGGAAGGCGCCCAGGGCCUCUACAAAGGCCUUACCCCUAGCCUGCUGAAGGCAGCCUUCUCCACGGGCCUCACGUUCUUCUGGUAUGAGUUCUUCUGUAACUUCUUCCAACACAAGAAGAAAGUAGACAGCUAGCUUUGACAGCUGCAGGCGUGGCCUGACUGGACGUGAGCUUCUGGAAGAAGUUAAACUGAUCUCAGUCGUGUUCUACGUGGUGCUGUCUGAGCAGAAGGAUUCUUGGGGUGUCGACCAGCAGCUCUCAGUCUCCAUCAUGGACACCAGCAGAGGGCUAGGCCUUUCUCCACACAACAGCAUGGGGAGGACUUGGUCUGGAAGGCAUCCUGAUGAUGCCUCAGAGGGAGCUGGCAGUUACUUUUCUUCAGUCUAGCCUCUGCUCUAAGAGCAGUGGCUGCCAUCCUGCAUGUUUUAAUCUCUCCUGGCUCUAGAACUGGGGCUGGGCUUUUAAUAGGGCUGUGGCCCACUUAUUUUACAGACAUUAAAGCUGAAAGCACA
This is a messenger RNA of Erinaceus europaeus (western European hedgehog), 1546 nucleotides long. It is a transcript of the gene SLC25A19, whose product is annotated as solute carrier family 25 member 19. Lineage: Eukaryota; Metazoa; Chordata; Mammalia; Eulipotyphla; Erinaceidae. Gene Ontology annotation, biological process: thiamine pyrophosphate transmembrane transport. Gene Ontology annotation, molecular function: thiamine transmembrane transporter activity. The coding region runs from base 173 to 1168 and encodes 331 amino acids. The transcript is spliced from 8 exons. The record is from RefSeq and is a predicted model, not a curated record. Gene Ontology annotation, cellular component: mitochondrial inner membrane.